Molecule: messenger RNA, 363 nt
Organism: Metarhizium brunneum ARSEF 3297
Lineage: Eukaryota; Fungi; Ascomycota; Sordariomycetes; Hypocreales; Clavicipitaceae
Source: RefSeq, a predicted model, not a curated record
AUGCCGGCAGCCAACUCCGAUCUCGAGGCCAAGCAACCCCGGAGCGCACUGCGCAGCCCUCGCUUCCGCGAAGAUUUCGAUGCGCCCUUCUCAGAGGCCCUCCUAAACGCAUCAACAAUGACACUCGCCACCGAGAGCGACAAGUCGCCGCUCUCUCAGCACCCCAGCGACAUCUCAAUCACUAAGCCGGCUCACUCGCCCCGCCCCACGCAAUCACGCGAAGAUAGCUGGUCAUCCACAAACUCUAGCCGAAGCGCGAGCAGCUCGAGCUCCGGCGUGAAUGACAGGUUAAGAGAAUGGGCUCGGAAGUCGUUCUUGGGGCUGAGGCGCUCGGACGACGGGGAAUCCUCGCGGCCAUCAUGA